AUGUCCACCGCCCUGUGGCUCCUCCAGCGCUCUGUGCCGCCAAGCGUUUCAGCGCCAAUGGGUAGUGACGACUUCAACCAGGCCCUCGGUGUACUCAUCUGGCUACUCACCCAUUUUGACGGCCCACAGGAGCAGGCUACAGUCGCAGAACCGGACCCCAAAUCCAGCGCCGGCGCCCAAAUCCAGGACCCUCAAGCACUGGGAGCCUCCUGCCAGAUGGCCAACUGGUGCCACGAGGACGAGGCGCUCGCGAACGACACACUGCAGCGGCGCCUCGCCAUCGAUGAACGCGCCUGGCGAGAGGAAGAGGCACAGUCGCGACGUGCGGAGGCCGAUGCGGUCCUGCUACGCGAAAAGGGUCUCUGCCUUGCCCAGAGCGCGCGCCUUGGGCUCUCCACCUCGGUCGACGCUGCAGCUGGCUGCACGGCAGUGAUGGGUACAGAGGAAACGCUCGCCUGCCCACAGCCGCUCCUUUGCGCCACCACCGAGAUGAGGUCGCUCAUCAACGACCUCCACUCCAGCUUCAGUCUCUUUUGCACCUCGCCGAGCAUUGCGGAUGAUCCCCUCUCCGUUGUCUCGGGCCAGAUCAGGGGAGGAGGAGCGGUGUCGAGCUCAGACGUCGAGCUUGCUCUCGAGGCCUUCGGUCAGCACUAUCUAUCCCUGGCCGGCCGAGAAGCGCUCUCGAAAAUAUGGACCGCAGGGCAGGUCUGCUUUGCGGAUUACGCGCAGACCAUGCUGCGGCUUAUGGCUGGGUUUGGGCCGGGCAGCCUCGCGUUGACCGAGAAUGAGGCACUUGCAGCGCUCUACGUUGCGUUCCGCCUCUUUGAUUACUCGGGCAGCGGCGUUGUUGGCAUGGCGGACAUUGAGCUCGUCUUGCAGGCGCUUUCCUGCCACCUCGAGUCGCAUGAGGUGAGUGAGCUGCUUGGGCACCUGCAGCAAAGCGGACACGACCCAAGCUCUGAGCUCCCGUUCCAUUGCUUUCUCUCCCUCUUCAUGCCUACGAUUCGUGCGGGAACGGAGUUGGCGGGCAGAGCUGACUCGGAAGCAGCGGCAAGCGAGACAGACAGGCACCAGCCGAGUGAACUCGUCCUUCUCGGUGGCGGAGGCACCCACUUUGCAGGCGGUGGCGCUGCGGGAGCCCGUGCGCAACGGGUAGCGGCAGGCGAGAGUAUCGCGCGGUCCGGGACUCUGGUCUCUCACUCCCUCCACUGUCCCUAG
This is a messenger RNA of Emiliania huxleyi CCMP1516, 1218 nucleotides long. RefSeq lists its product as hypothetical. Bases 1 to 1218 code for a protein of 405 amino acids. The transcript has 3 exons. The record is from RefSeq and is a predicted model, not a curated record. NCBI's taxonomy places the organism in Eukaryota, Haptophyta, Isochrysidales, Noelaerhabdaceae.